GAGAGAGAAAGAAAGAGAAACCCAGAGAGGAAACCAAACAAAAGUGAAUUCCUCCGUCAUUAUCUCUUCUUUCUUUCUUUCUCUCUCAACAAUUGGAACCCCAAAUUGCAGUUUCUUUACUGUCAUUUUUCUUCAUUUCUUUUUUCAUUGUAAUGGAAAUUAAUCGUGGGAGUGUUGUUUGAGUUUCGUUUUCAAGAAACCCAUUUGAGAAUUCUUGUUUUUCGUUUUCAUCAAUAAUGGGUUUCCGGCGGCACUCUGUUGAGUUACUGCUCGUUUUGUGGGUGGUGCUAUGGCCGUUUUGUAUUGGGAUUCGGUCUAUUGAAACGAGAUUGCCUGUCGGCGAGGGGGAUGGGUUUGGUGUUUAUGGGGCGUUACAGUUUGUUGAGGCGGCGCAGUAUCGGAACGGGAAGGAAUGUCCGGCGAAUAAGCAGUUUGCGUCGUUGUGUGAUCCUUCUUUUGUUCACAUCGCUAUGACACUGGAUUUGGAGUACCUCCGUGGCUCCAUCGCCGCCCUGAACUCCAUCAAUCACCAUGCAUCCUGCCCGGACAACAUCUUCUUCCAUUUCAUUGCGGCGGAGUUCGACCCGGCCAAUCCGCGGUUGCUGAACCAAAUAGUCCGAUCUACUUUCCCGUCGCUCAAAUUCAAAAUCUAUAUUUUCAGAGAAGACAAGGUGAUUAACCUCAUUUCUUCCUCAAUCCGGGAAGCACUGGAGAAUCCCCUGAAUUUCGCCAGAAUCUAUCUGGGAGACAUUCUGGACUCCUGCGUUGACCGUGUCAUCUACCUCGACUCCGACAUCCUCGUCGUCGACGACAUUCGCGUGCUCUGGAACACCAAAUUGACGAACUCCCGGGUCAUCGGCGCACCGGAGUACUGCCACGCCAAUUUCACCAAUUAUUUCACCCCUGCAUUCUGGUCGGACCCGGUUUUAGCCCGGGUAUUCAAAUCCAGAAACCCCUGUUACUUCAACACCGGCGUUAUGGUGAUGGAUUUGGAGCGGUGGAGAGAGGGAAACUACAAGAAGAUGAUUGAGAACUGGAUGGAGGUUCAAAAGAAACGGAGGAUUUACGAGCUGGGUUCUCUCCCUCCGUUUUUACUAGUGUUUGCCGGCAAUGUGAAGCCGAUUCACCACCGGUGGAAUCAGCACGGCCUUGGUGGCGACAAUGUAAAGGGUUCCUGCAGGCCUCUCCACGCAGGCCCCGUAAGUCUUCUCCACUGGAGUGGGAAAGGGAAGCCAUGGUCAAGGCUCGAUUCCGGUAAACCAUGUCCAAUCGACGGUGUUUGGUCAUCUUUCGAUCUUUUCAACGGCCGGUCACCGGCUGCUGCUCCGUCGAUGGGGUAUUCCAGCUUCUUGUAGUUGUAAACCACGAUAAAUGAUGAUUCUUUACCGUUUCCAUUUUCCCAUUUUUGAUUUUUUUUAUAUUAUUAAAAAAGAUCAUUCUUUGAUAGCUCCGUACAUAUGAACUGUGAGAUUGGAAAAAAAAUUUUAAUUUGUGUUUUAGAUACUUAAAAGAUCAAUUUCUGUUAUUGUUGUUGUUCCUAUUGUUGCAACAAUUUUGAUAAUGUAAUUUGAAUGUGAGAAGGAGAAUAACAUGUUGUUGUUCUG
Messenger RNA from Rubroshorea leprosula, 1604 nucleotides. The record is from the annotation of a GenBank genome assembly. Lineage: Eukaryota; Viridiplantae; Streptophyta; Magnoliopsida; Malvales; Dipterocarpaceae.